Molecule: messenger RNA, 2310 nt
Organism: Centropristis striata (black sea bass)
Lineage: Eukaryota; Metazoa; Chordata; Actinopteri; Perciformes; Serranidae
Gene: slc24a5
Product: solute carrier family 24 member 5
Exons: 9
Coding region: 72-1619 (515 amino acids)
Biological process (GO): intracellular calcium ion homeostasis; calcium ion transmembrane transport; melanocyte differentiation
Cellular component (GO): membrane
Molecular function (GO): calcium, potassium:sodium antiporter activity; calcium channel activity
Source: RefSeq, a predicted model, not a curated record
UAUUAGAAUAUUUAAAAAGAAAAUACAUAUGACUCCUUGGAAUAAUUCCUAAUUUUAUUUUAUUAACUCAAAUGACCAUGCAUAAAGUUGCAGCUCUGCAGAAAAAGAAAAGAAGAGAUUUCAUACCUUACUUUCUAGGAUUUGUAAUAUUUUUAUAUUGCACGGUCCAUCUUGUAUCAUUUACUGCAAAAACAGCUCAGGAAACCCACUCCACCAGGGUGCGCAGGGCUCUGGAGAAUGAGACAGAGUGCAUCGAACCACAGUCCUCCGAGUUUCCUGACGGCUUCUUCACGGUGCAGGAGAGGAAGGAUGGAGGGCUUGUCAUUUAUUUCAUGCUUAUUUUCUACAUGCUGCUGGCUGUCACAAUAGUCUGCGACGAUUACUUCCUGCCAUCCUUAGAAGUGAUCAGUGAUCGUCUGGGACUGUCUCAGGAUGUAGCAGGAGCCACAUUUAUGGCAGCUGGGAGUUCUGCACCUGAACUGGUCACAGCCUUUCUGGGUGUAUUUGUGACAAAGGGAGACAUCGGGGUCAGCACUAUCGUGGGAUCAGCAGUCUACAACCUGCUAGGAAUUUGCGCUGCAUGUGGAAUCUUUGCCUCUAUGGCAGGGCGGCUCACCUGUUGGCCACUGUUCAGGGACUGCCUGGCAUAUGGAAUCAGUGUUUCUGCUGUUAUUGCCAUCAUCUCUGAUAACAAGGUGUACUGGUAUGACGCUGCCUGUCUGCUGCUGGUCUAUGCAGUCUACAUCGUGGUGCUGUGCUUUGACCUUCGCAUCAGUGAGUUUGUCCUGAGGAAGCUGAGCCCUUGCUGCACCUGUCUGGGUAAAGGAUCUGGUGAGAAGACUGAGACACAACCUCUGAUGGGCUGGAGCGACGAAACCAGUAUGCGAGUCCACAGUCGCUCCAGAACAGACAGUGGGAUCUUCCAAGAUGACUCAGGAUACUCUCACCUGUCCCUCAGCCUACAUGGCCUCAAUGAGAUUCCUGAAGAGCAUAAAAGUGUGUUUGCUGUGCCGGAGAGCGACCUGAAACGAAUCAUUUGGGUUCUGUCUCUGCCCGUCAUCACUCUGCUCUACCUGACCAUCCCCGACUGCAGGAGAAGGUUCUGGAGGAAAUGGUUCAUGGUAACCUUCUUCAUGUCAGCUGUGUGGAUCUCAGGUUUCACAUACUUGCUGGUUUGGAUGGUCACUGUUGUAGGCGAGACCCUCGGCAUUCCUGAUACAGUGAUGGGACUCACUCUGCUUGCUGCUGGAACCAGUAUACCUGACACCGUAGCCAGUGUGAUGGUGGCCAGAGAAGGGAAAGCCGACAUGGCCAUGUCUAACAUUGUGGGCUCUAAUGUUUUCGACAUGCUCUGCCUGGGCCUGCCUUGGUUCAUCAAGACUGCCUUUGUGGACACCAACAACCCUGUAGAGGUCAACAGCACUGGACUGGUUUUCAUUUCCUCCACACUCCUCCUGUCAAUCGUAUUCCUUUUCGUAUCCGUUCACAUCAACGGAUGGAAAUUGGACUGGAAGCUGGGAAUCGUUUCACUCUUCUGUUAUAUUCUCUUUGCUACUCUGUCCAUCCUAUAUGAGCUGGGGAUUAUUGGGAAUAAUCCCAUAAGACUGUGCAGUGACUGAAAUCUGACCUCCCCAGGACUCAGGCCAUAUUUUCUUAACUGAAACUCAAACUGCAGUCCAAAGCACAACAGAAUUGUUAAGCCUAUAAGUCUUCAAAUGUUAAGACAAGGCAACAUGGUCCCGCUCAUAUUUUUAAAGAUGGAAGCUGUGUGCUGGUCACAUCUCAUGAAAAGGAUGAUCUGCGUUAUUAAUGUAUAAAAAUAUAAUAUUUCACUUAAAGUGUAAGUGUGCUAAAGAUCAUUCUCUGGUGUGUGACCGACGGAUCCAGACCUGCAUUAUUAUACAACGACCUGAUAUGUCUUCUGUCUUACUCAAGACCCAUAAACAGAAACUGGGCGGUCGCAGGGGUGAACGCAGAGUUCGAAUAAAUCCAAAACCGACAAGUCAGAGUCACACAAUAAAGGUGUUAACUAAACUCAUUUGGCCUUGUCCUUCCUUUUAAGUGGGUGACUCAAGGCAAAAAAGAGGCCCAAUCUACGCAACUCUGAUAAGCUUUUAUGGGGGAGUCUUAUCACUUGCCAGGAAGGUAGAAAAUAGUAAAAAACACAAACAAAAACUUUCCACUUGUCUUCCGUUACCUAAAUAGUAAAACUAGAAUUUCACAAGUUUUAUUAGCCGUGUUUACAGCUAACUGCAAAUGGACUUCAGACACUGAUCUAUACUUAGAUUUAUAACAAUGGCAAUUUAAUCA